Chrysochloris asiatica (Cape golden mole) is the source of this 1637-nucleotide messenger RNA. It is a transcript of the gene LHX6, whose product is annotated as LIM homeobox 6. The record is from RefSeq and is a predicted model, not a curated record. Gene Ontology annotation, cellular component: nucleus. The coding region runs from base 89 to 1267 and encodes 392 amino acids. The transcript has 10 exons. Lineage: Eukaryota; Metazoa; Chordata; Mammalia; Afrosoricida; Chrysochloridae. Gene Ontology annotation, molecular function: DNA-binding transcription factor activity, RNA polymerase II-specific; RNA polymerase II transcription regulatory region sequence-specific DNA binding. Gene Ontology annotation, biological process: neuron differentiation; forebrain neuron development; regulation of transcription by RNA polymerase II.
CUUCAGCUUAGGUUCCUACUGUUGUCGUGGCCCCCCUCGGCGUGGCUCUACGCGCUGCGCUCCGGUUAAGCCCGCCGCUCCCUGGCCCAUGUAUUGGAAGCAUGAGAACGCCGCCCCGGCGCUGCCCGAGGGCUGCCGGCUGCCGGCGGAGGGCGGCCGCGCCACCGACCAGGUGAUGGCCCAGCCUGGGUCCGGCUGCAAAGCGAACACCCGAUGCCUUGAGGGAACCGCGCCGCCCACCAUGGCUCAGUCGGACGCCGAGGCUUUGGCAGGCGCUCUGGACAAGGACGAGGGUCGGGCCUCCCCCUGUACACCCAGCACACCGUCUGUCUGCUCUCCACCCUCUGCGGCCUCCUCCGUGCCGUCCACCGGCAAGAAUAUCUGUUCCAGCUGCGGCCUUGAGAUCCUGGACCGGUAUUUGCUCAAGGUCAACAACCUCAUCUGGCACGUGCGGUGCCUCGAGUGCUCCGUGUGUCGUACGUCACUGCGGCAGCAGAACAGCUGCUACAUCAAGAACAAGGAAAUCUUCUGCAAGAUGGACUACUUCAGUCGAUUUGGGACUAAGUGUGCGAGGUGCGGCCGACAGAUCUAUGCCAGCGACUGGGUGCGGAGGGCGCGUGGCAACGCUUAUCACCUGGCCUGCUUCGCCUGUUUCUCCUGCAAGCGCCAGCUGUCCACGGGUGAGGAGUUCGGCUUGGUGGAGGAGAAGGUGCUGUGCCGCAUCCACUACGAUACCAUGAUUGAGAACCUCAAAAGGGCAGCGGAGAACGGUAACGGCCUCACGUUGGAGGGGGCAGUGCCCUCAGAACAGGACAGUCAGCCCAAGCCGGCCAAGCGAGCGCGGACGUCCUUCACUGCUGAACAAUUGCAGGUUAUGCAGGCGCAGUUCGCGCAGGACAACAACCCCGACGCGCAGACACUACAGAAGCUGGCGGACAUGACGGGUCUCAGCCGGAGGGUCAUCCAGGUGUGGUUUCAAAAUUGCCGGGCGCGUCAUAAAAAACACACACCGCAGCACCCUGUACCGCCCUCGGGGGCGCCGUCAUCCCGUCUCCCCUCUGCCCUAUCCGACGACAUCCACUAUUCCCCGUUCAGCAGCCCCGAGCGGGCGCGCAUGGUCACCCUGCAUGGCUACAUUGAGAGUCAGGUACAAUGUGGGCAGGUCCACUGCCGGCUGCCUUACACCGCACCCCCUGUCCACCUCAAAGCGGAUAUGGACGGGCCACUCUCCAACCGGGGUGAGAAGGUCAUCCUUUUUCAGUACUAACGCUGCCGGCAUUUCCGCAUCUGUCCAUGGGCACCACUCAACUGCCCCUCAGCCACUGAAAUCCAGACUCCAAGCUGGGGCCAGGGACUCAUCUGCCCCAGCAUCUACUCCCAUCCUUCAGCCUGCCCACCACCAGCUAGGCCCCCCGGCCUGGCCUUUUCCUCUCCUGCUGAGAACCAGAACCCGCCAGGAGCACUACAGAGUCCUCCCCUCAGAAGGCAGAGCUCCCUGACAUUUGGAAUCAGGGUGAAAACAACAGUCUGUUUUUCCCAUUUAAACAGGAGUCAUCUUUAACUUAAACUGAUUACAAUAGCGAAAAGCAAAGUUGAAUUGUGUGACGCCAACAGUCUUCUAAUUUACAGGUUUUCUU